AUGCCGGAAAAUGAACACACUGAAACCAGGAUCGUUUGGAUACCGGACCAAACAGAGACCUUUGUUCAAGGUGAAAUACUCGAUAAUGGAUCAAUCGACGAAAUUAAUAAAGGCGCAACAACAGAGGUUCGAGUGCUGAACUCAAACGAAAUCAGAACCAUCUCCAUGAAAGAUAUACAACCUGUGAACCCAACCAGCUUCGAAAAGAGCGAUAAUAUGUCCGAAUUGACAUUUUUAAACGAACCGUCAGUACUGUACAACUUGGAGAAUAGAUACAAGGAUGAUUUGAUAUAUACAUAUUCUGGGCUUUUCUUAGUCGCAAUCAACCCUUAUUGCAAUAUCAAAUUAUAUACACCGGAGUUUAUCAACCUUUAUCAUGGUUCGGUCAAAGAAGAGAAUAAACCACAUAUAUUCGCCGUGGCCGAAGAAGCUUAUCAAAACUUAUUAACAGAACGUUUAAAUCAAUCUAUACUGGUCACCGGUGAGUCAGGUGCAGGAAAGACAGAAAACACCAAGAAGAUCUUACAAUAUUUAGCGUCCGUCACGUCAUCAGAUGAUAAGGACACGAUAUCAAACGAUUCUCCUAAUAACUUGGAAAGUUUUGAAAGAAAAAUAUUACAAAGUAAUCCAAUCUUAGAAUCGUUUGGUAAUGCACAGACUGUACGUAAUAAUAAUUCUUCUAGAUUUGGUAAAUUCAUUAAGAUCGAAUUCGAUGAACGAGGGAAAAUUAAUGGUGCUCAUAUCGAAUGGUACCUUUUAGAAAAAUCAAGAGUCAUAAAUCAACAUCCAGAUGAACGAAAUUAUCAUAUUUUUUACGAGUUUUUAAAUAGUACCAGUGAGGCAGAUUUAAAUCGAAAGUAUAGAUUACCAUCAAGCUCCAUAUCAAGUUAUGAAUACUUGGCUCAUUCAAACCAUUCAAUAGCAGGUGUGAAUGAUCAAGCUAAUUUUAGUGAAUUGAUUACAGCUUUCCAAACCGUGGGUUUCGAAGAACAAAAUAUUGAAAAUAUUCUAACAGUGAUUGCUAUUAUCUUACAUAUCGGUAAUAUAAAAUUUACUUCUGAAAAAGCCGAACAAGCAAGCUUCAGUAGUGAUAUUGAAGAUCUUAUAACGUUAUUAGGAGUCGAAAAAUCUGAUUUUGAAACUGCGAUUUUAAGACCAAAAUCAAAAGCAGGUAGAGAAUGGGUCUCGCAGUCUAAGAAUGCUACCCAAGCAAAAUUCAUCUUGAACUCCUUAGCAAGAUCAUUAUAUGAACAUCUGUUCUCAUAUAUCGUCGAUAGAAUAAACCUGUCAUUAGAUCAUGGAUCUAUGACAGUAAACUAUAUCGGUCUGCUUGAUAUUGCCGGUUUUGAAAUCUUUGAACAUAAUUCGUUCGAACAACUGUGUAUUAAUUACACAAAUGAAAAAUUGCAACAAUUUUUUAAUCAUCACAUGUUUGUGUUGGAACAAAGUGAAUAUAUCAAAGAAAAUAUCCAAUGGAAUUAUAUAGAUUAUGGUAAAGAUUUACAAUUUACCAUUGACUUAAUUGAACAAAAGAAGAUUCCCUCUGGGAUUCUCCCUCUGUUGGAUGAAGAAUCUAUCUUACCAAAAUCUACAGAUGAUACAUUUUUUGAAAAAUUGAUUACAAAUUGGGAUCAAAAAUCAGAUAGAUUCAAACGUUCCAAACUUCCAAACUGUUUCGUAUUAAAACAUUACGCAGGCGAUGUCGAAUAUAACAUCGACGGUUGGUUAUCUAAAAAUAAGGACCCUCUAAGUGAAAAUUUAUCAACUGUUCUAUCCAAUGCUGAUAAUAGUUUUAUAUCCAAUUUCUUCUCCAAGAGUGAAAAUGAAUUAGACAUCCCAGGAUCCCCAGUGAAACCUUCUAGAUCUCGAUCUCCUGGUACAUCCUUCAGAACUGCUUCUGCUCGUCAUAGAGAACAACAAAUAUCCUUAUUACAACAAUUGAACACUACACAUCCACAUUUCGUACGUUGUAUUAUCCCAAAUAACAAGAAAAUGGCAAAGAAUUUUGAUAGGAAAUUGAUUUUGGAUCAACUUCGUUGUAAUGGUGUCCUUGAAGGUAUUAGAAUUGCUCGUGAAGGUUAUCCAAAUAGAAUAUUCUUCAAGGAAUUUUAUAAUAGAUAUAAUCUUUUAUCAUCUGAUCAAGAUGACUAUCACAAGAAGGAUCCUAAGAAAAAUUGUGAAAUAUUACUAUCUUCUUUACAUUUUGACCCUAGUCUCUUUAAAGUAGGUAAUACCAAAUUAUUCUUUAAAGCUGGUGUACUAGCUAAAUUGGAAAACAAAAAAGAAGAUAAAAUGAGGAAAAUAUCCAUAUUAUUCAAUGCUCAGAUAAGAGGUAGAUUGAAUAGACAGUCGACUAAAGAUAAACUGAGGAAGAUCACUUCUGCCAGAGUUGUUGGUAACACUUUCGAAACAUAUAACACAUUAAUGCAAGAUCCAUGGUUUAACCUUUUUGUUACUAUCAAGCCACUAUUAUCUUCAACACAGGAUAUUACUAAGACCAAAAAAUUCAGUACUCAAAUAAAAGAAUUAGAAACAAAAAUAGGAGAAACUGAGAAGAUUAAUAACGAACUAUUAACAUCAAAGGUAGAAGCUGAAACACAAUUGGAAGAUAUCAGAAAUCUAUUGAAUGAGGAAAAGAAUAAAUUAGAUUCUAAAGAAAGAGAGUUAGAAAAGAUUCUCAAUGCGAAAACUAAUUUAGAAACUCAAUUAACGGAAGCCAAUAAAUUAAACGAUGACAUUAAUCUUGAAAAGAAGAAUGCUCUUGAGAAAUAUGAAAACUCAAAAACAGAAAUUGAAAAAAUGAAUGAUCUAAUUGGAGAAAGACAGAAGAAAAUUGAAAUUUUGACAUCGAAUGCAGAUGAAAUAUCUAAAACAUUUGAGUCAUUUAAAAUGGAAGUUUCAUCAAAGGAAGAGGAAUUUACGUUGACAAAUCAGGAAAAAGAUGAUUUGCUAACAAAAAUAGAAAAACUAGAAGAACUGAAAGUGAAUAAUGAGAAAGAAAUCAGUAAUUUGAAGAACAAAAUUUCAAACUCAGAAGAAGAUUUAGAUAUAAAAUUGGGUGCCCUCGAAAGGAGUUGUGAAACUGCUAAGAGUAGACUAGAAACUUUAGUAAAUGAAAACAUUGAUUUAAGAUCUCAAAUAAGUUCGGCCAAGAAAGACCAAAUUGCUAAUUCCAAGCAAAUCAAAAAUAAAGAAAAUGAAUUAAAUAGAUUUAAAGACAGAUUGGCUUCAUUCCAAAGCGAAAUAUCCUCAGUUUCAAAACAAAGAGAUGAUGCUUUGCUUGAACAUGAAAAGGUAUUAUCUGAAUUAAAGGAAGCUAGAGAUAAAUUAUCCGAAUUAAAAAUUACUUAUCAAACCCUUGAAAGCAAUUACACAUCACUCAAAGGGAAACAGCAUCAUAUGAGCAAUAGUAACAGUUCAAUUAAGUCAUCUAGCGUAAGAGUGCAAGAUUUGGAAAGUAAACUAUCUGAAGAAAGGUCGCUGAAUCAAUACCUGACCAAACGUUUAUCUGUAAACAAUGAGAAUUUUACAACUGAUGAUAUCCUUUCAGGAACCAACAUGAAAACUAAUGAGUUAAUCCAUACAUAUAACGAUAUGAAAUUAAAAUUAGAUGAUACUGUAAGAAAGUUAGAAGGAGAGAUUACAGAAAAGAAGACAUUAAUUUCUACCCUAAGAAUAACUGAAACAAGAUUGGCUUCUUCAUCAUUUGAUUAUCAAAGAUCUAAGGGCCAAAUUAAAAACCUUAUUCAGAUUAUUAAGGACUCUAAUAUCGACGUUAAUCUAGAGAAGGAAUUAGACGAUAAUUCUAACGUAGAUAUCAGUUUUGAAAAACUUGUUCUUGAGGUUCAAUACUUAAGAAGACAACUUGAAGUUGAAAAGAAAGCACAUAGUGAUGCAGAGAAUGUUGCGUCUGCGCUUCAUAAUAAAUUUGGUAAGAUGCAAAGUGCUGGUUCAUCUUCAGAUCUUUAUAAGUUGAAAUACGAGGCAAGUGAAGAACAUGUUAAGAAUUUGGAAUAUAAGCUAAAGGAAAACGUUUUGCAUGAUAGAACUAAUUUAGCUGCAGGCGAUAUUUUCAAAAAUAGAAAAGGUAUUUCAAAGUAUGAAGAGGAGCUCCGUUAUCAAAAGUUAGAGAAUUAUAAGAUUCAAGAAUAUUUGAACGAUUCUGAAAAACAGAUUAAUAGUUUAUCUUUCGGAAUUAAACAAUUCAAAUCAAAGGAAACUUUAUUAAAUGAACAAAUCCAAAGAUUGGAACAAGAAUUAUCGAGUACUAUAAAACAAAAGGAGAUGAUAUCUAGUACCAUGAAACAACAAAAGCAGCAAUAUGAGGCCUGUCUAGAUGAUCUACAUGCCAAUGAAAUUCAAAUAAAGGAUUACACGCAUGCAUUAAAACAAGCUGAGGAUGAUGUUAAGAAUCUUGGUAACGUUUUAGAGAACUUGAAAUCUCAAAUCAAGCAGAAGGAGAAACAACUUUGGAAUACUGAGUCAGAAAGAAAUGACCUUGAUAUGAAAUUACAAGAGACAGUUCUGCAAUUGAAGAGAGAACAGGAUGUAAAUAAGAUGUUGAACUCAGAUCUCGAACAUAUGAAGGAACGUGUUAUCGCUAUGAAGGAUAACACACAUUAUUCUACGAAGAUAGAAUCUCUAAAUGAACAAAUUGAACAUGGUAUGAAAAACGAAACCGAAUUAAAGAAACAAAUUUCUACCUUGAAAUAUAAAUUGGAAAGUCUUGGGAAUGACGCUGAAGCUAAGAUUAAUGAUUUGAUCAAGCAAAAUAACCAUUAUACAAAUCUUGUUGAAGUCUUAAGUACUGAGAGAGAUGCUGCCAAUGCUGAAAGAAUGGAUCUUGACGAAAAAUACAAAGAAUUAAGCAAUUUGAAGGAUACUUUGGCUAAUAAGGUUCAAUUACUGAGCGACGAAAAGAUGCAACUAAUGAACCAAAUUGAACAAUUAAAUUCCAAUCUGAAUCAAACUGGAGUUGAUUUUAGUAAAUCAGUUCAAGAGAGAAAUAAGAUUAAUGGCAAUAUAGAAUACUUAGAAGAGACAUUAGCAUUACAAAAAGAACAAAAUGAAAGAAAUAUUGAAUUAGUGAAAAGUUUACAAAGUGAAGUUGAUGGUUACAAAGAGAAAUUCGACCAAGAGAAACAAAAGAAUAUUGAUCUUCAUGAAGAGAAUCAAACUCUAUCGAGACAAAAUCAACAAUUGAGUGCUUCCGUUCAAAGUUUAGAAGAACAGAUAUCUGAUACUACAGAUAAGGAUUCUUGGUUGGCUAAGAUACAUGAGUUAGAGACUCUUGUGUCGUCAGAGACUGAUUUAAAAUAUGAAGAGAUGAAGAAAAACAAAGCAUUAGACCGAGCAAUUCAAGAUUUGACGGAGCGUAAUGAAAGUCAAGUUGAAGUAAUCAAUGUGGCUAAUAAGGAUAGACAACAAUUUGAAAACAACGUUCAACAGUAUAACGACCAAAUCAAUAACUUAGAAAAAUUCAUUUCUGAACAGGAAGUUAAUUUGAAGAAAGCUGUUAGAGAUAACUCGUACUAUCAGGAUAGAGUUCUUGAAUUGGAAAAAGAGUUAACAUUCUGGAAAGAACGAGGCGAUGGUGGUGUCAGUAACAUUGGUCGUAAACAAGUAGAUUCUGACGUAAGAACAGAAGAAAUCAUGUCAUAA
This is a messenger RNA of Maudiozyma barnettii, 5661 nucleotides long. RefSeq names its product myosin 1 (gene MYO1). The record is from RefSeq and is a predicted model, not a curated record. The transcript has a single exon. Gene Ontology annotation, biological process: vesicle transport along actin filament; actin filament organization. Gene Ontology annotation, cellular component: cytoplasm; myosin complex; actin cytoskeleton. Lineage: Eukaryota; Fungi; Ascomycota; Saccharomycetes; Saccharomycetales; Saccharomycetaceae. The coding region runs from base 1 to 5661 and encodes 1886 amino acids. Gene Ontology annotation, molecular function: actin filament binding; ATP binding; microfilament motor activity.